AUGAAUUCUCGAGAUCCUCCUAGUAAGAUAUUAUUGCUAAUCAUUUCUUGCUUGCCUCAUUCAUUUCCUCUUACUAAUGAUUAUCUCUUCGAUAUGUUCAAAUCAUAUGGAGACAUCAAUAAAAUACUCAUUUUUGAAAGAGGGAAAACAAAUAAAGCCUUCAUAGAAUACUCAAACAUCAAGCAUGCUAUCCUUGCUAGAAGAAAUAUGAUGGGGAAAUAGAUAACUCCAUAAGGAGGAAAGUAAAUAUUUAGUUUUGAAUAUAUAGACUACUUAUUCAUUUUUCUCAUCUUAAGUAACUCAAUCUUGAAGUUGUUGAUUAAACUCGUGGAACUUCAUACUAAUAAAGUGAAGUUGAGACUCAACUGUUAUUAAAUUCUGUAUCGAAAAUAAAGAUAAAAAACAAUAAAGAAAAUAUUCAGUGUUAAUAAGUUCAAUCAUCUUAAGUUGAUUUUACAAAUUAAAACUAAAUAAGAGUCGCUUAAGAUAUAGGAGAGUCUCCUAAUAAAACAAUGUUUAAUUUUUUAAUUUAUUUUAAGAAUGGAAUCAUAAUUAAAAUAAUUAAUAUAAAUUUUGGAUGAUGAUUACAAUAAUGAAAUUGAAAAGUCUCAAUAAAUCUAAUUUGAUCAACAAUAAUAAAUAAUUCAUUAAUUAUUAUAUUAGAAGCCAUCUAAAUACUUGAUAGUUUCCAAUAUAGAUAUUAAAGUUACAUCUAAAAUGCUAUAUAAUCUUUUUAAUAGAUUUGGUCAUCUUGAGAAUUUGAUUUUAAACAAAAAAUAAUAAACAGCAAUCCUAAAAUUUCUGAACUCUGAUUAAGCUACUAUAGCCAAAGAAUUAUUAAACAAUGUCUUAUUUUUCAAUAAAGAAGUUAGUAAAAUUAAAUGAUAUCUUUAGUUAAGAAUACUAUUCCAUCAGCAACAAGAUGAUUUAAGAACCCUAAAUAUAGAUGAAGAAUUAUAUAUAGGUUCAAAAACUAAAUUUAAAAUUGUUCCUAUAAGCAAAGUGUUAUUCUUGUAAGGAAUCAAAGAUAUAAUAGAAAUUUAAAAUAUGGUGAAAUUAGUUGGAAUGAUAUAGGGUAUUUAAUUAAAUAAAUAAAUAUAAUUUAGAUAUUAGAUUAGAAUACAAUUAAAUUAAGAUUACUAUGGUGGAUAUUUAUGAAGCUUUAAAGGUUAUUUCAGUUUUCUCUGAAUAUGAAUAUAAGGGUAAUAAAAUAAAUAUAUUCUUUAAAUGA
This is a messenger RNA of Paramecium pentaurelia, 1231 nucleotides long. NCBI's taxonomy places the organism in Eukaryota, Ciliophora, Oligohymenophorea, Peniculida, Parameciidae. The record is from the annotation of a GenBank genome assembly.